Molecule: messenger RNA, 907 nt
Organism: Xenia sp. Carnegie-2017
Lineage: Eukaryota; Metazoa; Cnidaria; Anthozoa; Malacalcyonacea; Xeniidae
Exons: 6
Coding region: 54-677 (207 amino acids)
Source: RefSeq, a predicted model, not a curated record
AUUUACUUCUUAUGUGAGCGUUUGACGUGACUUUGAUUGAAAUUUUGAACGUCAUGUUUUUGACAGCAAUACUUGUUUUUAAUGGAAUCCUGGUGGUUUCAAGUUAUCCAAUAGUACCUGAACAGAUUGGAUGCGAUAAAGGAGAACCUUUAAUUGACAGUACAUCUCCUGAUAUCAACAUAACAGUUCUACCGGAAGUGUUCAUCAACAAAUCAAGCCCAGUUAUUGUAGUCUGUGACGCGGAUUUUCCGCGCUUCCUGCCUCCUCAAACCAACUAUUCGCUAUUGCAAACGGUAAAAAUUGAUAUUCAUCUGGGAACUUUUCUACUCAAAUCUUGUGAUAAAAGUCUUGUUUCCCAAUGUAUUCAUAAAAUCAAAAAUUUCUCUACUGGCUUACCGACCACAUUCAGCUGUACAGCUACAAAUGCAAGGAAUGAAUGUCGUUUCAAGUUUAAAGACAUUUCAAUUUUAGAACAGUAUAGUACAACAAGUACAACACCAGCUAUAUCAACAACAAUAAUACCAGUGAUAAAAACAACAAGUAAACCUACACAAACAGAUAAAGAUGAUGACGAUGAUAGUGACAUCGGUGAUGACGACAUUGAUGAUGACGACAGUGACAGCGAUAUUGAUGACGAUAGUGAUGAAGAAAGCAAUAGCGAUUCAAAUAAUGAUUAGAAAUAAAGUUAACAUGAUUCUCAUACCAGCAUAUUGCAUUUAAACUUUGGAUCAUUACCACAAACACACCUUUGCUUGCUACAUAUAUACUGUGAGCUAACACAAACAUAUAUAAGUAUAUAAACGUAUAUUUUAAUUGCUUUUUUGGUAGGAAUUCAUAGCCCUUUUACGAAAUAAACAUGUUUUUCAUAUACUUAUCUAUUAAAAACUUUUCAUAGACUUUAACAAAA